UAUUUGAAAAGCACGUGGUGGGAUUUCAAAAUGACCGUUACAAAAUAUGACGUUCGCUAACGCCUUGUAACGCCUUCACAUUACCAGAGAAAGGAGAAACUCGUGCACAAAGCAGAAUGCACAAGAAAGGCUAGAAACCAAAACAAACCCCUCGUGUCCGUUCCAAAAUGAGCUUCAACUCACCCGCCCCCAACAAAACACCUGAAGAACCGGUUUUACGCAUGAAAAAGCACGCGGCGUUCAAGACGGCGAUCAAGUCGGCGAUCGGCGCGAAAAGAAGGCUUUCGAAGACGGAGAGAAAGCUACGCACGCCAUACACCACCUCGAUCGAGAUGGCGGGAAAGAGAGAGAGACAGAGAGGCACAGAGAGAAACUGAGAGUUAAGAGAGCCUAACCGGUACGGAAUCUGACCACGCAGAGGUGACUCAGACUGGUGUAGCUGAGACUCGCGAGUCAAACUUCAAGAAAGGUGGAUCGUGUGACGAACGCUCCGUCAUCUGGUCCCGGUUUGGUUGGGUCAAAACAAUAGUGAAUUUGUGCAGAGUGUACAGUGUGCGUCGUGUUGUGGCUCGGUACCGAUUACAUAAAUGUGAAGCAAUAACCGGGGCUUUUUGCAGACAAGAAAAGGCAGUAGUAUGAAGAACUCGAUCAAAUAUGAGUCGAGAGCUUCAGCGCGAUCGUUGUUGGUGUUGCUGGCUAUGCUGGUGCUCGCUGCUGUAGAUGAAGCUCGUGCCUUAAACCUGGUGGCGCAUAUCUCACAGCGAGGCUUACAUGGUGAGAUUUCCUUCUCUCAGCACAACGAGCGGCAAGUGCUGAUUGCAUCGGAACUCGAGACAACGCUGCAGUAUCCGGAACAGGCGUGGAGCUGGGGAAUCUAUCAACUUCCGGUCGACUAUACGAUCGUCGAUCCGCAAGAGCGUUGCCAGAUCGCGCGCUUGGGCGAACAACUGUGGUCGUUCGACGAUGAUUUGGGCUAUCUGAUGCUACCCGGCAAUGAAUCGACUACUUGGCUGAACGAUAUCUCACUCACCGGCGAAAAAGGCCUCUGGGGGAAAUCGCUUGUGCUGUACGAUCCGGCCGCUAACGUACGGAUCUGCGCGACGAUAGUGACGCGCGAUGGAUCGCAGGAUCACCUGGCGGAGGCACGCUUCACCAGCCCCAUCACGGGUUCGAUCUACUUCCGGUGGUUGGCUGCGAAGGAGUCGAACCACUCGGACACGCUGAUCCACUCGAACCUGUUCCACAUACGCGAACAGUCGCGCAAGAUGGGCAGCCCGGCGUACACCGAGCACAUGUGGAAGAUUUACGUGACGGACAUCUUCGAGAGUGACGCCCAGAAUGCGGAGGAAAACUGCAACAAGCUGCAGCUGGUGUUUGAUCCACAAAAUCGAGGUGCUGGCAAUGCGAUAGGCGAUAUCGAUGGACGGGUGGGACAGCUACGCAUUACGACGAAUGCACGGGAGAAGCAGUAUCCGCAGCUAUUUCACGACCAUCAGCUUGUGCUGCUGCCUAGCGAUCUUUAUGGGCCGUCGCGCAAGCUGUAUGUGGUCGUGUUUGAUCCGAGCCAUCCGGAUACGUUCCUGGCGUGUGCUAAGAUUCGCCACCAGAAACCGAAAACUGCGCGUGUGCUCGUCGAUGGAGGUGGAAUGCGUGGUGAAAUGCGCUUCACACAACGAUCCCGCUUCGAACCAACGUGGAUACAGGCCAACUUCGGGGCGACUGGUAAUGAGUCUGAUGCGAACAUAAACUACGCCAAAGAUGUGUCUAGUUUCCGCAUCAAUCAGCUUCCACUGGAGGCAUACGCUAGCCCGGAGCAACGGUACUGUUUGACUGGUGGUGGCACCUUCAAUCCGAUGGGCAUCGAAGAUAAAGCUAUUCCUCCGGCAGGGUAUGGAACGCAGGAUCAGUAUCCGGUGGGAGAUCUGAGUGGGAAGUUGUUGAACAGGAACAAAAAAGAGUCGCAUUCCUUUUAUCUGCCUGGUGCGAGUUCCGAACUGUCCGGUACGUACUGGGACACGUUUCUACCGCUGCAAGGACCGAACGCGAUCACAUUCCGUAGCUUCUCGGUGCAGCGAUACAAUCGAACAGAACCGACAAACAUUACCGAGUCACCAUGGGCCUGCGGUACUGUGGCACUGUACGAGUUUAACCGGCCGUACCAAGUGCCGAUCCUGACGGCACAGGUACUGUUCCGCUAUCCGAUCGUAGGCCGCAUACUGUUCCGACAGGCGAAGGAUGAGCACUGGACCGAAACUGCGGUCAUCUUCGAGUAUUUGAUCCAUGCGGAUGGGUCAAAGGUGAACCGGACAGCCGACCAUCGGUGGGCUAUCGCGGAUGAUGCUCCCGGGAAGGAUUUCUACGACUGGCAGAACCGAUGCGUUAGUGCUGGUGGUGUUUACAAUCCUUUUAAGGCGGCCCCUUUGAUGGGGAAAGGAUGGGACGAGAUUUGUACCGGGUCUUCGGUGGAUUUAUGUCGGGUGGGAGACCUUUCGAACAGGCUGGGACCUUUGGCAAUAGCUGGACAUAAGCGCGAGGCAGCAACGAUUAGCAGAAAAAUGUUUAUCGAUUUGAAUCUUCCGUUGAGUGGGCCUGCCGCAAUUAUAGGCCGCUCGGUAGUGAUCUACGACGAUAAUGGCCCUAAAGCGCGUGGUGAACGACUCGCUUGUUCGAUUAUUGGAGGGUAUCAUCGUCGAAAGGUGGUCGCAAGAGAUUGGUACUCGAACGGUGAUCCGCUGACAAUCAAGGGCAAGCUGGAGCUGGUGCAGCAAUCAGAGUACGAUCUUACCAACGCAGAAGUCGACUUCAAGGGGCUGGAUAAAAACAGUGGCUAUCACGUUCAUGUUGCUCCUGUCGAAGGUGAUCUCGAGUUCCCCUGUGAAGAUUCAACCGUGUACGGGCACUGGAAUCCGAGGGACGUCGACCCAAAACGUUCGCCUCCACCAGCGUUGGGCAGUACCGAUGAGUACGAGCUGGGGGAUCUGAGUGGCAAGUUUGGAACUCUCGAUGGUGUAACAAUGUUCGAGCAGACGUACAACGAUACCCGGCUACCGUUGUUUGGAUACGAAAGCAUUAUCGGUCGUUCAAUUGUGGUGCACAAGAAGGAGAAGAAUCGCCGAUGGGCCUGCAGCACGCUGGAGCGUGGCUAUAGCCCUAACGAGGCUCGUGAGAUACGGGCCAUUGCAUCGUUCCACCAUCCGGCAGGGUACGCUUACGGGUACAUUCGGCUAACGCAGCUGAUCGGUAAUGAUAACAGCCAGAGCGAUACGAUCAUCGAGGUGAAGUUGCGUUAUCCGGGAAAGCAUGAUCGUAACGUGACGCAUAACCACAAUUGGAACGUAUGGGUAAACCCGGUCGGUGUAGAUGCGACCGUUAAGCAGGUUGAAACGCGUUGUGUUGCUGCCGGGUACGUGUGGAAUCCUUACUACACGCAGCUAGCAGAUCCAUUGAAUCAAGAGCUGUACAAGCAAGAGUGUGGUCCGGACAAUCCGUUGCGCUGCUACGUUGGGGAUGUGUCGGCCCGCCUUGGACCCAUCUCAAUCGGUAGCCGCCGGCAGGUCUUUACGGACAGUAAUUUCCCGCUGGAAGGCACCGUCAGCGCACUGGGACGCUCGAUCGUAAUCUUCGGGGCGGAUUUCUCAGGCUUCCGAUUCGCGUGCGCCAACAUCGAACCCGACCACGACAUUGUGAAGUACAUUAACCUCAAGAAGCCGCCCCGCUUUGUGGUGGCACAGUUUCUCGAGGAUGUGCGGCACGUGAUGGGGCUGCCCGAAUGGAUGCUGGCGAUCGAUUCGCGCAGCACGAAAACGCUACACAACGAUGCCUGCAUACAGAUGAUCGUGCACUUCAAAGGGCCGAGUGCGCACAAAAUAGAGCAAGACUUUUCGCGACUGCUGGCGGUCGGUCGGCUCGACUCGCCCAGCAUCUACAUCCCCGGGUACGACAAUAGCAAGCGCAAGCGAACGCUGUCCUACCGUACGUGCGGGGUGCGCGACCCGACCGAAAAGAGUGUUAAGGUGCUGUUUGGCAGUAGCGGUGCGAUGCGCCAUUCGCCGACGGUUGGGGUAGUUGGGGCGCUAGUGUUACCAUUUGUGAGAUUAUUUACACGAUUUACGCUUUAGUUGCUUUAGAUCUCCGUAGGCUGUACAUGUUCCUUUACGCUCUGAAAUGAUUGCCUCCGAUCAGAAGUAUUAAAAUAAAUGUGUUGUAGUUCUUCAGGAUCGUUGAUCUA
Molecule: messenger RNA, 4228 nt
Organism: Anopheles stephensi (Asian malaria mosquito)
Lineage: Eukaryota; Metazoa; Arthropoda; Insecta; Diptera; Culicidae
Gene: Rsod
Exons: 5
Coding region: 636-4118 (1160 amino acids)
Biological process (GO): superoxide metabolic process
Molecular function (GO): metal ion binding
Source: RefSeq, a predicted model, not a curated record